CUCGCCGGGAAUUCGCGCCCCUCGCGCUCCUCCCGCGCGGAGGGGGCCGCCUCGGGCCAUGGUGCCCUUCCAGGAGGAGUCCGCCGCCGCGCGGGGGACGAGCGAGGCGCCGCCACCCUACCCGAAGCCCAUGGAGACCGCUCCGCUGCCUGGCCCGGGACCCUCGGACGGCCCCGAGGCGGCCGCCGAGAAGGUGGAGGUGGAGCUGCCAGGGCCGGUGGGUUCCGAACCUCCUCAGCCCCCCGAGGGCGGCUGGGGUUGGCUGGUGAUGCUGGCGGCCAUGUGGUGCAACGGGUCGGUGUUUGGCAUCCAGAACGCCUGCGGGGUGCUCUUCGUGUCCAUGCUGAAGACCUUCGGGUCGGACGACCAAGGCAAGAUGGUCUUCAAGACAGCAUGGGUAGGUUCUCUCUCCAUGGGGAUGAUUUUCUUUUGCUGUCCAAUAGUCAGUGUCUUCACAGACAUAUUUGGUUGUCGGAAAACAGCUGUCGUGGGUGCCGCAGUUGGAUUCAUUGGACUCAUGUCCAGUUCUUUUGUAAGUUCCAUCGAGCCUCUGUACCUUACCUAUGGAAUCAUAUUUGCCUGUGGCUGCUCCUUUGCAUACCAGCCUUCACUGGUCAUUUUGGGACACUAUUUCAAGAAGCGCCUUGGACUGGUGAAUGGCAUUGUCACCGCUGGCAGCAGUGUCUUCACGAUCUCGCUGCCUUUCCUUUUAAGGGCUCUGAUUGACAGCGUGGGCCUCUUUGACACACUGAGGGUCCUCUGCGUCUUCAUGUUUGUUCUCUUUCUGGCUGGCUUUACUUACCGACCUCUUGCUUCCAGUGCCAAAGAUAAAGAGAGUGGAACCAAAGGAGACAACAGAUUCUCCCUCUUUUCCAGGAGAAAGUACAGUCCUCCAAAAAAAAUUUUCAAUUUUGCCAUCUUCAAGGUGACAGCUUAUGCAGUGUGGGCAGUUGGAAUACCACUUGCACUUUUUGGAUACUUUGUACCGUAUGUGCACUUGAUGAAACAUGUGAAUGAAAGAUUUAAAGAAGAAAAUAAUAAAGAGGUGGUUCUUAUGUGCAUUGGCAUCACCUCAGGAGUUGGACGACUGCUCUUUGGGCGGAUUGCAGAUUAUGUGCCUGGAGUGAAGAAGAUUUACCUACAGGUACUCUCCUUUUUCUUCAUUGGUCUGAUGUCCAUGAUGAUUCCCUUGUGUAGUGUCUUUGGGGCCCUCAUUGCUGUCUGUCUCAUCAUGGGUCUCUUCGAUGGAUGCUUCAUCUCCAUCAUGGCUCCCAUUGCUUUUGAGUUAGUUGGUGCCCAGGAUGUCUCCCAAGCAAUUGGAUUUCUACUUGGAUUCAUGUCUAUACCCAUGACGGUGGGCCCACCCAUUGCAGGGUUACUUCGUGACAAGCUGGGCUCCUAUGACGUGGCAUUCUACCUUGCUGGACUCCCUCCCCUGAUUGGAGGUGCUGUGCUUUGUUUUAUUCCGUGGAUCCAUAGUAAGAAGCAAGGAGGGACCAAUAAAACCACUGGAGGAGAAAAGGUGGAGAAAAUGUUGGAGAACCAGAACUCUGUGCUAUCAAGCUCAUCCGGACUCCUCAAGAAAGAAUCUGACUCUGUUAUUUAAUGUCUUACAUACCUGCAUCAGACUGGACUUGCUUUCAGAAGUUAAAGCAACUUUUCCUUUUAUAUGAAUUGCAAAUUUCUUAUUUUUUUAAAUCACAUCCUAGGAAUAGCACAAUAAUUGGGAAAUAGAACCCUUAUCACUACAGAACCAUUUUUGGCCACCGAAUAGCUGGUAUAUCCACAAGUCUGAGGGCAGUGACUCUGAUGCAUGAAAACAUGUCUCAAAGUCAAAUUAUAUUUAAUUGUGAGAAUUUGAAGCUAUCUCAGUAAAAAACCAACUUUGGAAACUGUGAAUGCUAUUUAGCUUGUACAGAUAUUUAAAAAUACCUCAAGCUAUACUGAAAGGGUUACAGUUUGGGUAGGACUGGAAAUACUGUUCAUUGUCUCACCUGAUAUCUUUAUCUGGUACCUUUGUUUUAACGUCUGUUAUUUGGAAACUUCUUGCAAAAUUUAACCCUGAAUUCCGUGUAGUACCAGAUAUACUUAAACCUAAAGUCUGUGUUAAAGGUACUUGCCUACUGUUGAAUAAGCUAUGACAUUAUUAAGAUAUCCUGACUUGCUCCAGUGUCAAGGGACCUGUCUUGGAAGAGAUGCUAAGGAUGUAUUUAGAAUCAAUAUGUGCUAUGAAAGGUUCCUGUUCAUAAAGGCAGAGCAGUUCAGAAAUCAGGCAUUCUUCCAUUUAUGUUUUUCUUUCAGUUUGUAGUGUUUUACUCAAGUAGUCAGAAAGACCCCAAUUUUCUGAAUUUGUUUAAAUUGUAAUAAUAAAGUAAAAUAGAAUGAGUGAAAGAAAUUCUGCAAUUUUAACUUAGAAUUUUUCUGACUUCUGGAUUUGUUAGCACUAGGACCUGAUAUUUAAAUAAAAGCAUUAUUGGGCAUAUUAUCCAGUUGCAGUUACAGGCACAAAUGGAGGGGAAAAAAACCCAGUUUGUAUUCAUGAAGAAAAUAUCCAUUUCUGAUAGAAGUAAUUGCUUAAACUGGUUUAUGAAAUUAAUUGGCCUUAAAAGGCCAGAAGUACUUAAAAAGAGAAACAACUUCUAGAUUUCCAAAUUUUUUAGCAAAAAUUUACGUUUAUAUUUAUUUAUUUAUCCUAGUUUGCAUACCAUUAACAUUCCCAUUAUUUUUCUUGUUUAUCCGUAGAAUAUCCUGUUAUUAGAGUUUCAAAAAACUCAUUGCUGUCAAGUUGAUUCCUACUCACAGCGAUCGUAUAGGACACAGCAGAACUGCCCCAUACGGUUUCCAAGACUGUACCUGCCACAGCUUUUUCCUGUGGAGCAGCUGGUGGGUUUGAACUGCUGGCCUUUUGGUUGUGGCUAAGCGCUUACCCACUGCACUACCAGGGCUCCUUUUAGCAUUUCAAUGACCCAGAAUUAAAACCAAAGUCAUGUCAUGUCAAUUAAAACCAAAACCAUACUCAUUUACAAAGACAGAAAUACUUUCCUUAUCUAUGUUUUUGUUUUAGAUCAUUAAAAGUAAAUAAUAUGCAAGGUAUAUUUAAAAUCCUAGCUACAGAUGUACAUUAGAUCUUUCUCAACUGUAGCUUAUUCACCUGGAAAGAAUGCUGUCUUCUAAAAUACCUCCAGGGUCUGUUUCUAAAUUCUCUGUAAGAAAAGAGAAGCUUAAUGUAUCAUUUUACUACUUUUCUUUUCAGCUCCUCAUCUCUGAGAGGCACAGUCCUUCCAUUCUUUGUCUCUAGCUGAGGAUGGAGAUACCUGGAUUUAUAGUUGUUGAUUUGGGGGAGAAGGGGUAGGGAGGUGGAGAGAAGUGAGGCAGUGAAUUGAGCAGUUGGAAAAUCCAAUGACUUUUCCCUUCAGUUUCAACUCUUUCAUCUCCCACCUUGAAAGAUCAAAGUGUAUGUGCUAAUUGUAGAAUUUAUUUUUAAUAGGAUUUUAAAUUAUUUUGAUUGUGAAGAUAUUCAGCAAUUUACUAUGCCAUACACACAGCUGCAACUUGCUACUUCCAACAUUUCUGUAUUUCAUAUUCAGGGCAUUUUGUCUACAGAAGGCCUUGUUGCAGGAAAAAAAAUGUACAUUUGAACCAUACUGAUUUUAAGCUUUUAGAAAACAAUUCAGAGAUGAUAAUGUAAUACAUUAUCGAAUUCUUUAUUUAUGCCCAGUUAUAUAAAAAUUACUUCCACACUAUUAUUAGUGCUUUUGAGAAGUUCAGCAAAAACACACAGCUAAGACCAACCAUUAAGCCUGCCAUUAUAAAAGGUUUACUUUUUUAAAAAUAGUUUCAGCGCAAGCUCCUAAAGACCUUCAGAUGUACAGACUAAUUCUAAAAUGGAGAAUUUAAUCUGUAAAGACCUCCAAAAUGUUUUUACUUGCAAAUUUGGCUGGUUUUAGAGAAAAAAAAUUAAUAAUCUGCAACCCAAAGAUUUGAUCUUGCAUGGUUAAGCUUCCAUAUUAAAACAGCAAAGUGAAUUAAGUAUUGUAAUAAAACUUAGUUAUCAGCAUAUUGGGAAACCCUGGUGGCAUAGCAGUUAAGUGCUACUGCUGCUAACCAAAGGGUCGGCAGUUCAGAUCCGCUAGGCGCUCCUUGGAAACUCUAUCGGGCAGUUCUACUCUGUCCUGUAGGGUUGCUAUGAGUUGGAAUCAACUCGACGGCACUGGGUUUGGGUUUUUUUUGGAUCAGCAUAUUGCAUUUGUGUGUAAUAUUAUAUAUAUGUAGUUUUUCAGUCUAAUAGAAUGAAUCAACCUGGAUCUAUAACUGAAGAAAAAAAAACCCAUUUCUGUCAAGUAGAUUCCAACUCAUAGGGACGCUACAGGACAGAGUAGAGCUGCCCAUAGGGUUGCCAAGGCUGUACAUUUUUACAGAAGCCAACUGCUACGUCUUUCUCUCUCUUGGAGCAGCUGAACCUUUUGGUUAGUGGCCGAGCACUUUAACCACUACACCAGCAGGGCUCCUUUUAAUACUGAAAAAACCCACAAUAAUGAGCUUCCACAGAGAGUCCUCUGUUGUAAUAAUGUAAAGUUAAAAAACAAAAGUAUAAAAGGUAAGAUGCUAAAUUCUAUGAGACGCAUAUUUAGUAAGAUAUGUGUUCGGUAAGAAAAAAAAGUCUAAGAUAUACAAACCAAGAAAAUGAAAAAUAUUAAUAAGGUUUUGUGUGUGUUUUGGGACCAAGAAAUAUUUAGCUUUUCAGUCAAAACAGUCAUUUCUAAUUUCUGAACACAAUGUUACUGCUGCAAUAAAGUGACCUUAUGGGCCUAUAUUUUUGUUUUGUUCAAUCCAGACAGUUUUUUGAGCAGAAAAGAAUACGGAGUCAGAGAACUCUGUUUUCUGUCUCAUCAUCCUAAUUGUCACAACCCCUGUAAGAAGGGGGUGAUUCUUUCCAGAAACUCGGGAUCAGAUACUAUUAUAACAGAUGCCAAGGAUCUUCAAGAAACGUUGUGGUUAAAUUUUAUUGCAGUGGAUAUUAUUGAGGUCCAUCCAUUUUGGUAAUAAUGUGCCGCCUAGAUUGUUGGUACUUUAUUCAAAAUUUGUAAAUCUCUUUGAUCACAGUCGCAGUGCUUACUCUAUGGCCCUAUUUUUUUUUUUUUUUGAUAAUAAUUUUU
This is a messenger RNA of Loxodonta africana (African savanna elephant), 5156 nucleotides long. It is a transcript of the gene SLC16A10, whose product is annotated as solute carrier family 16 member 10. NCBI's taxonomy places the organism in Eukaryota, Metazoa, Chordata, Mammalia, Proboscidea, Elephantidae. The transcript is spliced from 6 exons. Gene Ontology annotation, biological process: transmembrane transport. Gene Ontology annotation, cellular component: membrane. The record is from RefSeq and is a predicted model, not a curated record. Gene Ontology annotation, molecular function: monocarboxylic acid transmembrane transporter activity. The coding region runs from base 59 to 1606 and encodes 515 amino acids.